Messenger RNA from Sinocyclocheilus grahami, 919 nucleotides. RefSeq names its product cytochrome C oxidase assembly factor 3a (gene coa3a). Gene Ontology annotation, cellular component: mitochondrial inner membrane. NCBI's taxonomy places the organism in Eukaryota, Metazoa, Chordata, Actinopteri, Cypriniformes, Cyprinidae. The coding region runs from base 46 to 354 and encodes 102 amino acids. Gene Ontology annotation, biological process: mitochondrial respiratory chain complex IV assembly. The transcript has 2 exons. The record is from RefSeq and is a predicted model, not a curated record.
AUUUGCAAAAUAACCGUGUUACGUCACGAAAACAGCGCUUCAAACAUGGCGGACAAGAGCAGUCAAGGGGAGCCCAGACCUGAAGCCCAGUUUGCGAAGAGAAUAGAUCCUGCAAAGGAAAUUCUGACCAGAGAACAGCUGCAGUUCAUCCGACAAGUGGAGCUGGCGCAGUGGAAGAAGAACGCAGUCAAGCUCCGAGGACGAAACGUUGCGACAGGACUCGCUAUCGGCGCUGUAGUUCUCGGCAUCUAUGGCUACACUUUCUACUCCGUAUCCCAAGAAAGAGUCAUGGAUGAAAUAGAUGAAGAAGCCAGAGCUGCAAAACUACAGGCUCCGAAGACCGGCGCCAACUGAACUGAAUGAACUUUAUCUUCAGGAAGUGUCUACAUUGACAACAGGAGCCUGACAAAACUGGCAUGACGCAGAUGACGCCAGCAGAGGGCGCCACAUCUAUUUAAACCAGGGCGGGGUAACUUCGCACCAACCCUGAUCAAACUCACCUACCUGUAGCUUUCUAGUGAUCUCGAAGACAUUGAUUAGCUUGUUCAGGUGUGUUUGAUUAGGGUUGGAGCUAAACUCUCCAGGACCGAAGUUACCCAGCCCUGGUUUAAAGUCUCUUAUUCGACCCAAGACUCAAUAUUUAACCGAUAUAAGGAGAAAUCCUUCGUUUUUGCCCAAGCUAAAUUCUACAUGAUUACUAUAAAAAUGUGUUUCUGGGAUGCAGUUCAUGGAAUAUGUUAGUGUUGACUGAAUGUCGUCAUAUUCCUUGUUGUAUUAUGAAUAUUAAUUCUGCUACUGGUGAUAUAUUGCUUUGAGUGCAAAUACAUAAUCAGAGUGAGAUUCAUUUAAAGAAAGUUUUGUUUAUGUUUGUCUUUUUUAUGGACACACAAUAAAAUGAUACUGCAGUGUCUAAAAUGAA